CCCUUAUUUUCCCCACCAUAACAUUUCCUUAGUUAUCAAUUGCUACCGGCAGUUAUUCAUACUGUUUUUCAUCUCAUCUACCUAUUAUCCUCCUCGUUCGUUCACACUCCCUCUUGGCUUGUACUCGUCAUAUCAAUAACUUCCCCGCCCACACGCCGCUCGUGACCUCGUAACACCGCUGUUCCGUUACCUCCCCAUGGCUCAAGCAGAAAUCGAAGCCGCUACGGCUCUAAAGGUAGCGGGGAACAAAGCCUUUGCUAAACAUGACUGGCCGGAAGCGCUGGGAUUCUACACAAAAGCCAUCGAGAAAUAUGAUCGAGACCCUUCAUUUUGGUGCAAUAGAGCGCAGGCGAACAUCAAACUGGAAGCGUAUGGCUAUGCUAUCGCGGAUGCGACCAAGGCGAUCGAGUUGGAUCCCUCAUAUGUCAAGGCGUACUGGAGACGAGCCGUUGCGAAUACCGCCAUCCUCAAUUCCAGAGAAGCCCUGAAAGACUUUAAAACCGUUGUCAGAAAGGCCCCGAACGAUCGCGAUGCGAAACUUAAACUGGCGGAAUGUGAGAAGCUGGUGCGAAGGAUUGAGUUCGAGAAGGCCAUCGAGGUCGCGGAGCCGCCGUCUGCAUUUGAGGGGCUUGAUAUCGAGGCGAUAAAAGUGGAGGAGUCCUACGAUGGCGUGCACCUCGGAGAUGAAAUGACGCAAGAAUUCAUAGAUGAUAUGAUCGAGCGGUUUAAGAACGGGAAGAAGAUCCAUAAGAAAUACGCGUAUAAGAUCGUGAAGGCGGUGAAGGAUCUUGUCUAUGACGAGCCGACUAUGGUGGAAAUUGGUGUUGAAGAGGGAACAAAACUGACUGUCUGCGGAGAUACACAUGGUCAAUAUUUUGAUCUCCUGGAAAUCUUUAGACUCAACGGUUUCCCUUCGGAUACUCACGCAUACCUGUUCAACGGUGACUUUGUCGACAGAGGAUCUUGGUCAACGGAGAUCGCUCUUCUUCUUUUCGCAUACAAAUGGCUGCGGCCCAACAAAUUCUUCCUAAACCGUGGAAACCAUGAGACGGAUGAUAUGAAUCGCGUCUACGGAUUCGAGGGCGAAUGCAAGGCCAAAUACACCGAGCGCCUCUUCAAAGUCUUUUCCGAGUCAUUCUCCGCGCUUCCACUCGCCACGUUGAUCGGAGAAAAAUACCUGGUUCUCCAUGGAGGUCUCUUCUCAGAUGACGACAUUACUCUUGACGAUAUCAGAAAGCUCAACAGACAUAACCAGAGACAACCCGGCCAGUCUGGAUUGAUGAUGGAGAUGCUAUGGACCGAUCCGCAAACCGACCCAGGUCGCGGCCCAAGUAAACGAGGUGUGGGAUUGCAGUUUGGUCCCGACGUGACAAAACGGUUCUGUGACAAGAACGGCUUGAAGGCCGUCAUCAGAAGUCACGAAGUGAGAAUGGAGGGUUAUGAGGUUGAGCACGAUGGCCGGUGUAUUACAGUCUUCUCCGCACCUAAAUAUUGCGACAACACCGAGAACAAGGGCGCAUAUAUCAAUGUUGACCCAAAAUUGGAGCUCGAAUUUCACAAGUUUGAUGCUGUUCCUCAUCCUGAUAUUAAACCAAUGGCGUACGCUCAAAAUUCCAUCAUGUCGCUGAUGUGAGAGCUUAACGAUAAACACUAUAUCAAUCUAUUGUGUCUUAAGACAAACCAGAGCCCAUGUAUCACGAAUCUGGUGGAUAUAUGAUUUGAGAGCCCUAAUGAUCGUGUCUAGCGCGGAGUCGGUUGGCAUAGAGCAAUUAUGUAUCAAUUGGGAUUUGUUCCUUUUUUGAUAUAUCAGACUGUGGCUUUUGAUUGUUUUCAAGCGUUGCAUAU
Messenger RNA from Coccidioides immitis RS, 1845 nucleotides. Its product is annotated as serine/threonine protein phosphatase PPT1. The transcript is spliced from 6 exons. Gene Ontology annotation, cellular component: nucleus; cytosol. NCBI's taxonomy places the organism in Eukaryota, Fungi, Ascomycota, Eurotiomycetes, Onygenales, Onygenaceae. The record is from RefSeq and is a predicted model, not a curated record. Gene Ontology annotation, molecular function: protein binding; protein serine/threonine phosphatase activity. The coding region runs from base 197 to 1633 and encodes 478 amino acids.